GCCCCUCAACACCCCACCGGCUCUAUCAAAAUUCCCACUACUUGUAUAAUCCGCAACACCACGCAAAAAAUGGCAGCUACAGCAUCUCACGGGCCGGUUAUGGCUAAUACGUCAAGUCUAAAGGAGAAGCCUAUGGCUGUGAGAACGGCAAACAUCAUUGCUGCCAGAGGUAUUUUACCGUUACUGUCACUGAAUAUGUUCGAUAUCAUAACUGACCCAUUAUGUCUACUCAGCUGUGGCCGACGCUAUCAGGGUAUAUUGGGCUCUGUUGAUGAGGAAAUAGUUCUUACUGAUGGUGCUUCACAGACUUCGCUUGGCCCGAGGGGAAUGGACAAGAUGAUUCAGAAUGGAAAGGGACAUACGUUGAUUACAAAUGAUGGGCAUACUAUCCUGAAAGAUAUGGCUGUAAUGCAUCCUGCGGCGAAGAUGGUAUAUACCUCUUCCCUGGGGAAAAGCUGGGGAUUGGACUUUCCGUGGGUUUUACUGAUUGUGGAUGCUCUUAGUUGGUAGAUCUAUCAGCCGCCCAGGACGUCGAAGCUGGGGAUGGAACAACUUCGGUAGUCGUUAUUGCCGGGAGUCUUCUAGGGGCUGCGCAGAAGCUUCUGUCAAAAGGCAAUACACCCACCAGAAGGGCAUAAGGGGUGAGGUGGCUAACAUCGGAUGAUAGGCAUCCAUCCCACCGUCAUCGCGGAAUCCUUCCAGAGAGCCGCUGCAAAGGCUGUUGAAAUCCUCACCAAUAUGUCAACCCCCGUAGCACUUGCAGACCGGCAAUCACUUCUCGAUGCAGCGAGCACCUCCCUUUCUAGCAAGAUAGUUUCCCAGUAUUCCACUCUCCUCGGGCCGAUGGCCGUUGAUGCCGUCUUGCGAGUUAUCAACCCCGCUAUUGCCGAAAACGUUGACUUAAAUAAUAUCCGCAUAGUCAAAAAGGUUGGAGGCACAAUUGAUGAUACAGAGCUUGUGGAUGGGCUCGUUUUGACACAGAAUGUUUUGAAAGGCUCCGGAGGCCCAUCGAGGAUGGAGAAGGCGAGAAUCGGGUUGAUCCAGUUUCAACUAUCACCACCCAAACCUGAUGUUUGCUCACCCCCUAAAUUGCCGGGAUGAACGGGAGGUCGACAUGCACUAACUGGUGGCAUGACAGAUGGAAAAUCAAAUAGUUGUCAAUGACUACCGCCAAAUGGACAAGAUCUUGAAGGAAGAGCGGACAUACUUACUUAAUAUGUGCAAGAAGAUCAAGAAGGCCAAGUGUAACGUUCUAUUCAUACAGAAGUCGAUUCUUAGGGACGCUGUCAAUGAUCUUUCGUUACAUUUCCUGGCCAAGUUGAAUAUUCUAGCAAUCAAGGACAUUGAACGUGAUGAGGUUGAGUUUAUUUGCAAGGUCCGUACGCGAUGGCUUCCUCAUCUAGGUGCCAUAACACCUGAUUAUAGGGUUACCUUCUAACUCUGGUUUGUAAACAGAGCACCGGAUGCAAGCCAAUUGCCGAUAUCGACUCUUUUACAGACGACAAACUUGGAACAGCAGACCUCAUCGAGGAAGUGCAGUCCGCAGGAGCACGCAUCGUAAAAGUCACUGGCGUCAAGACCGUCGGCCAAACUGUCUCAGUGCUGUGUCGUGGAGCCAACUCCAUGAUUCUUGACGAGGCCGAACGCUCCUUGCACGACGCUCUUUGCGUCAUCAGAUGUCUCGUGAAGAAGAAGUAUGUUGACGCCCACCUUCGGUUAUUACUUAUCACUAACGGAGCGCCCAGGGCCCUCAUUGCCGGCGGUGGUGCGCCUGAAAUUGAAGUUUCCCGUGCAUUGAUGAAAGCCGCUACUGCUCUUACAGGCACCGAGUCGGUCUGCUGGCAAGAGUUUGCGGAAGCCCUGGAAGUCAUCCCCACAACUCUUGCGGAAAAUGCCGGCCUUAAUAGCAUCCGUGUCGUGACAGAACUCAGAAACAGGCACGAGAAGGGCGAGAAGUCUGCAGGGGUCAGUGUUAGAAGGGGCGCUGUCACCAACAUCGUUGAUGAGAGCGUUCUGCAACCGUUACUAGUGAGCACUAGUGCCAUCGAAUUGGCGGCGGAAACUUGUAAAAUGAUUUUGAGGAUAGAUGAUAUUGCGCUUUCCCGGUGA
Molecule: messenger RNA, 2109 nt
Organism: Tuber aestivum (summer truffle)
Lineage: Eukaryota; Fungi; Ascomycota; Pezizomycetes; Pezizales; Tuberaceae
Source: the annotation of a GenBank genome assembly